Molecule: messenger RNA, 623 nt
Organism: Rhagoletis pomonella (apple maggot)
Lineage: Eukaryota; Metazoa; Arthropoda; Insecta; Diptera; Tephritidae
Exons: 2
Coding region: 267-602 (111 amino acids)
Source: RefSeq, a predicted model, not a curated record
AACAUAUCAAAACGACCUUUCGUUUAGUAUAAAGAAAUUUAUUUUUGAAGAUUUUUUCGUGGAAUACAAUUUUGUUUUGCAUUUCACAGAUGCUUCUUCGUAAUUAAGAAAAAACGAAAAAAUAAAAAAUUAUUUGCUCCAUCUAAUUGCAAAAGCAAAGCCUUUUCCCUGUUUCCAACUGCAACACCUACGACUUCCAUGUUUUGGGUCGUUAUAUUCUGAAAGCACUUGAUCUCGGCUUCUUCCUCCAAAAAAAUUAUCCGUUGAUGGCAGAAAUCCACGAAGAAUACCAAAACAUGAACCUUUCCUGGAUGUUUUACAUACCGCUGGAGCAACCUGCUGCCUUUAGUGAACCAGGCACGCUUAAUGGCAUUUGUCAUCCAAAAGGAGGACUCAUCUGUGAAAACCACUUGGCUCCAAUCAUCAUCCUACAUGUCAAGCCACCAAUUCUUGACGUUGUUAGUAAAAGAUCAUCGCUGAUAAAACAGUUUCUUAUUUUGUUCAGGCACAUGUAUGCCCUUCUUGAGGUAGCUCUGAAAAUACCGCAAUUUGGCAAGUCGUCCACAUUUUUGCAUACCAAAAACUCAUGGUUUCAAUACUAAACAAGUAAUUUUUAGCAAAAA